UAGGGCUUCCGGCUGGAAACGCGUCCUCAUCAGUAAAGAGUUCCGUCUGGGGAGGCGGCAUGGCGGUGAGGUUGCGCCGGGUCUGUCGGGAGGUGCUGCUGGAGCCCCGCUACACGCCGCUGGUGGCCGCCUGCCUGUGCCUGGCGGAGGGCGGCGUCAACCUGUGGGUGAUCCGCAGGGUGCCCUACACCGAGAUCGACUGGCAGGCGUACAUGCAGGAGGUGGAGGGCUUCGCCAACGGCACCCGCGACUACACGCAACUGCGGGGCGACACCGGGCCGCUGGUUUACCCCGCCGGCUUUGUGUACCUCUUCCUGGGGCUGUACUACGCCACGGGCCGCGGGGCCGACAUCCGCCUGGCGCAGCACAUCUUCGCCGGGCUCUACCUGCUCAACCUGCUGCUCGUCUUCCGCAUCUACUGCCGCACCUGCAAGGUCCCCCCGUACGUCUUCUUCUUCAUGUGCUGCGCCUCCUACCGCAUCCACUCCAUCUUCGUCUUGCGGCUCUUCAACGACCCCGUGGCCAUGGCCAUCCUCUUCCUCGCUAUCAACUUCUUUCUGGAGGACCACUGGUCCUGGGGCUGCCUGCUGUUCAGCCUGGCCGUGUCAGUGAAGAUGAAUAUCCUCCUCUUCGCACCCGGGCUGCUCUUUCUCCUCCUACAGCGCUUCGGCCUCUUGGGCUGCAUCCCCAAGCUCUGCAUCUGUGCCGUGCUCCAGGUGGCCCUAGGGCUGCCCUUCCUGCUGGAGAAUCCCGUGGGGUACCUGACACGCUCCUUCGACCUGGGCCGUCAGUUCCAGUUCAAGUGGACAGUGAAUUGGCGCUUCCUCCCAGAGGAGGUGUUCCAGCACCGGGCUUUCCAUGCCGGGCUGCUCCUGGCCCACCUGGCUGGCUUGGUGCUCUUUGCACUGCACCGAUGGCACAGGUCCAAAGAAAGCAUCCUAUCUCUGCUGAAGGAUCCAGCCGAGAGGAAGCACCCGUCCCCUCCCUUGAGCGUCAACAAAAUCAUCUUCAUUCUCUUCUCCUCCAACUUUCUGGGCAUUUGCUGCAGCCGCUCCCUGCACUACCAGUUCUACGUCUGGUACUUCCACACACUGCCCUACCUGCUGUGGUGCACCCCGACCUCCAAGCUCACUCACAUGCCCAAGGUGCUGCUGCUGGGCGUGAUCGAGCUCUGCUGGAACACCUACCCCUCCACUGUCUGCAGCUCCCUGUCCCUGCACAUCUGUCACGGACUUAUCCUGCUCCAGCUGUGGUACGGCACAGCCCUGCCACCAGCCCUACAGCCCCCCCAGCCCAGCAAGAAGUCCGAUCCCCUCUCCAGGAAGGCAAAGUGAGAGCGCUGGCUGGACAAUGGGAGGGGACUCCAGGUCUGCUCCUCUGCUUGUUCUUCUGCCUGCCUUCCUUCCAGGUUGCUCCUGGCCACCUGAGGAAGGCCACGAGCCCUGGAACUACAAAGGGGGCAGUGUGGAAGCCCGUGCUGGGCAGGACUUCUCCAAUAAAGGGGCUUUGGGGGCCCUUCCCUGGCUGCAA
Lagopus muta (rock ptarmigan) is the source of this 1530-nucleotide messenger RNA. It is a transcript of the gene ALG3, whose product is annotated as ALG3 alpha-1,3- mannosyltransferase. The record is from RefSeq and is a predicted model, not a curated record. Gene Ontology annotation, cellular component: endoplasmic reticulum. Lineage: Eukaryota; Metazoa; Chordata; Aves; Galliformes; Phasianidae. Gene Ontology annotation, molecular function: dol-P-Man:Man(5)GlcNAc(2)-PP-Dol alpha-1,3-mannosyltransferase activity.